ACAAUACGUCAAGCCGUCUUGUGUACACUUAUCUUAUCGUUCUUCGUCCUGUUGUCUGUUGGUAAAGAAACAGUAGUUCUCGCGUAGCUUGCAUGUCUCUUUUCAAUUUAAUUCGAUCAAUGAAUAAUCGCACCAUCAAAUGAGUUUGUAUCCAUCAACAUAUCUCAGCAAUCAGCUCCUUAUUGCUUGUGAGUGCACAACCUACCAUGUACUUUCAUAUUCGGACUAGAGAACUAUUCAUCUGGUCAAUAAAUUUGCAGAUCAGACCGAAUUACUGAACCCACUUAUGCAUGUUACUUAUGUACACCAUGAUCCUCUGGUAACAUAUCCAACCAUUAUUUGCUCUUCCUACAAGUUGGACAAGCAGGAUAAAAGAUGCAAAGUAUUGGAGGGUAGCCAAUUUAUUAACAAGAACCAUCAUCAAAGAUGGAGGAGUGCCAUGAUCACGAACCACUCGGGAUGGAAGCAGAACCUGAGGUCAUUCUCACUGAAGGUGAAUUCCAUGAAGACUCAACUGCAAUUCCCUCUAAAAGCAUUGAGAUUGAUCCUUUAGGAGGCUUAGAUGUUCAUUUCGAGGCCACUUCUGCGUUUAUUCCUGAUGAUGGAGGCACCUCUUCACCAGAAGUACCAACCCCAGCAACAUUGUCCAUGGUGGAAAGUAUGGAAUAUAAGGCCUCGACCUCAGUCCAUCAGCAGAGCAAUCAACAAAAGACUACUCCUGAAACAACACCGCAUUCUGAACGAAGAGGACUAAACUUAAACGCUCUUGGAGAAGACAGAAUCAAGUCGAAUUACGGUUUCUCGGAAGAAAAUGUCAUGGACAUGAGAGAAAUCCCCGACCAAACUUCAAUGGAUGUAGGGGAAGAAUCGCAUCAGGUAACUCCUACGCUACUGAGGUUCCCAUCCUCCAUUUCUAUUGUUCCGCCUCUAAUGCUCGCUAACUCUUCUAUCAAAGCAAGUCUGCAGUUAAGCUCAACAAAAAGUGAAAAUAAAUCCCCAGACAACCCCAGUAGUGAAAAACUUGAUAAUGUCUCUUCAGAGACAAGCCCUGCCAUUGAUGGAAAAGAGUUUGCCCCUGCAAAUCGCCUAGAUCAGUCUAUAUCAAAAGGCAGAGGAAAACCAUUCUCCUUCAAUUGCUAUUUAGAUCAGAUUAAAUCGAAAGGCAGAGGAAAACCAUUCUCCUUCAAUUGCUAUCUAGAUCAGUUCAACACAUCAACCAGUGUGAAAAAACAUCCAGAGGCUCCAUCAAAUGAGAGGCCCUUCGCUUGUUCAUUGUGCCCAGCACAGUUCAAAGACAACAGUGGUUUGAAUCGCCAUUUAAAAACCCACUCUGGUGAAAAAUCAUUUCCGUGUGUGCAUUGUCCGGAAAAGUUCAACAAUAAAAAUGACCUUAACAAUCAUUUACAAACACACGUGAAAGAACGGCCUUAUUCCUGCAAAGUCUGUCCCGCUCGAUACCAGAAGCAAAGCCAUCUUGAUAUCCAUUUGCGUAACCACUCGGAUGACCAACCAUAUCCCUGUGAUCAGUGCCCUGCACGCUUCAAAGUUAAAAACAGCCUCACGCAGCAUUUGCGAUCUCAUUCCAACGAGAGGCCUUUUGCUUGUGCUCAGUGUCCAGCUCGAUACAAAGAUAAAUGUGGUCUUAGAAGGCAUUCACGAAGUCAUUUGGGUGAAAAAUCCUUCUCUUGUGAAAACUGUCCAGCCCAGUUUAAGAAUGAGGGUUAUCUUAAGCGACAUAUAAAGAUGAAGGUAUGUUCUCAGCUAGAGUUUAAUGAUAGGAUGAGCGUCAAAGAGCAUACCCAAACUCAUGCUAGUGAGCUAUUAUACCGUUGUCCAGACUGCACUAUGAAAUUUGAUAAUAAGGAGAGUCUAAGGUUACAUUUUGAAAACCACUUGCGAAGUCCUGAUCCUGAUGAAAGAUCCUACGUUUGUGACCACUGUAAAGCUCAAUUCCAAGAUAAAAAGAGUGUCAGGCGACAUCUCCAAGUAUGCGAUGGCGUGAAUAAAGAAACAUCAUCAGAUCUAAAGGAGAUCCUUCUCACUGGCACCGAAGACAAAGCCUCUAUUUACCAGCAAUUUUUGACGAACUUAUACAAUAAGGAAGAGUUAGAGAAACGUUUAUUCGCUAAUCCUGAUGAAAAACUGGAAAAAAACUAUGUCUGUGAACAUUGUUCUGCACAAUUUAAGCACAGGUUUUCCUUCACUCAACACUUAAAAGUCCACUCAGAUGAGCGACCGCACGCUUGUAAUCAGUGCCCGAGUACAUUUAAGGACAAACAGAGUCUCAAGGAGCACUUUAAAACUCAUUCUACGGAGAGACCAUGGUUUUGUACCCUAUGUGGUGCUAGUUUUAAGGAUAAGAAGUGUCUCAAGCGACAUAUAAGAACUCAUUCUGAUGAGAGACCAUUCAUUUGCCAACUUUGUUUAUCUGGAUUCAAAACAAGAGGCGACCUGAAGAAACACUAUAGGACUCACUCCGGGGAAAGACCUUACUCAUGUGAUAUUUGCCAAGCUCAGUUUAAGAAAGGAAGUUCCCUCAAGAAACAUCGGUUAUCACAUUCCGAUGAGAGACCGUUUUCUUGCGAACUUUGCCCAGCGACUUUCAAAGAUAAAGGUGGUCUCAAGCAACAUUAUCGAUCCCACUCAACUGAAAGAGCUUUCUGUUGCCAACUCUGUCCAGCAGAGUUUAAGGAUAGGCAGACUCUUGCGUAUCAUUUCUUUAGUCACACCAGUGAGAGACCGUUUGCCUGCGAGCUCUGUGAUGCUCGCUUUAAAGACCGAAAAUGCCUCAAGCGGCAUGAAAUAAUUCACUCUGCCGAAAGACCUUAUUCCUGCGAGCAUUGCUCUGCAAGUUUUAGACGGAAAAGUUAUCUCACUGAGCAUUUAAAAAUUCACUCAGACGCUACUCCGUUCUCCUGUGACCAGUGUAAUGCCCAGUUUAAAGAAAAAUCGUAUCUAACGAGGCAUUUACGAACUCACUCUGAGGACAGACCUUUCCCGUGUGAAAAAUGUCAAUCACAGUUUAAAGACAGGAAAAGUCUCAACCGCCACUUAAAAACCCAUGUUGAUGUCAGAGCUUUUGUGUGUGAGCAGUGUCCUGCAACAUUUAAAUGUAAAAAAAGCUUAAAAGGACAUACUAUCACGCACACGGAGGUAAAGUCUUUUGCCUGUGAACUUUGUUCUACUCAAUUUAAAUACAAGAAAGGUCUCGUGCGGCACAUGCGCACACAUUUCGAUGGCCGGCCUUUUUUCCUUGAAUCAUUGUUGUGCACUAUGCCUGCCAGUUCCUCUGAGAGUCGUGAAAACGAAGAGAUGAAUGAAGCUGUUCAACACAUGAAUGAAGUCGCUCAAGACAUGAAUGAAGCCGUUCAACACAGGAAUGAAGCCGUUCAACACACGAAUGAAGCCGUUCAACACACGAAUGAAGUCGUUCAACACACAAAUGAAGCCGUUCAACACAUGAACGAAGCCAUUCAACAUAUGAAUGAGGAGGUCAAGGUCUAAACAUGUAGCGAACAGUGACUGUGGCCUUAUGCACCAUUCCAAGAUUAGUAAAAUUCCCGCAAGUAAAUAGAGUGCAAUUCUGAAGAAUUUUGGGUGGAUAAAACGUGCUAUAGAUUAGCAUUGCGUCUUUAGCUACAGAAUUUUGGCUAUGCAACUCUUUUAUUCUAUCGCUUCAGUAAAAAUAAAGAAGAUUUGUACAGGAAAUAUACCGCAUCCAAAACAAGUAUUAAUAUGAUUAUGUAACGUUCAGAACGUUGUAACAAUCAUUGAAUAUGAUUUUCUCAUCGAAAAAAAUCUCAAAACAUAACAUACCAUCAACCCUGAAAAAAGUUAUCUACAAAAAUUCUUCUUUAAAUUAUAUAAGUGAGAUCUUAACACUUUUGAAGUACAAGUUGAUGAUGAAACUGCAGAAGCAAAUAUUUCCUCUGAGGCAUUUCAAAAUCUCCACCCUCAUUUUACUUUAUUGAAGAAAAACGAUCUGUAAAUAUUGCCUAAAAUGUUUUCAGGAAAUUUUUUUACACAGAAGAAAAAUCAGGGAAGUUGUAAAGGAAUCACUUUUAGUUUUUCUCUGUUUCCAAAAUAAAUUAUAAAAGGAGGGUUUCAGCUUUGCAAAUCAAGAUGCAUGUUUUUGCAGUUUCACUGUCCAAGUGUGACCUCAGAAUGCUCUUUUUUAGGAUUGCAUAGCGGGUUUGUUUAACCAGCCCUCAAAUAAUUUAUUAGGUAAUUUUAAGUCUGGCAAAGCUGACUUUCCUUGGUUAACUAGCUGAACAAGAGCUUAUGUACUUAAACUAAGCGUAAAAGUUUUAGGUAGAGGUAACUUACCUAGCUACGCGAGGAAGAUUUCUUAAUUCCAAGCCAAAAACUUUUGAAGAAUGACAAAAGUCAUCAAUGCAUGAUCCUAGUCAUAUAGGAACAAAUUUUAAGGCCCUGAACUUGGUUUCUGCUUUAUCUGUUCUCCUGUAAUUUUAAUGUUUAGGUAUUAUAUAAUUUUAGGUACUCUUGUUGUUUCCAUGAUGUAAUUUUUUGUGCAGUGUUACCUUAGCAUUUUUUGUUUUUCUUCUGUUUUUUGUUCUGAAAUUUUUUGUAAAUUAUGUAUCUCGCACAUAAACAAGACUGGUCGUCAA
Bemisia tabaci is the source of this 4628-nucleotide messenger RNA. RefSeq lists its product as uncharacterized. Gene Ontology annotation, molecular function: RNA polymerase II cis-regulatory region sequence-specific DNA binding; DNA-binding transcription activator activity, RNA polymerase II-specific. Gene Ontology annotation, cellular component: nucleus. The record is from RefSeq and is a predicted model, not a curated record. Lineage: Eukaryota; Metazoa; Arthropoda; Insecta; Hemiptera; Aleyrodidae. Gene Ontology annotation, biological process: regulation of transcription by RNA polymerase II.